CCGGGCGCGGUGCCCGCCCGGCGGAGCGCGCCCCGCGGAGCGCAUGGAGCGGCGGUGGGUGCCCCUGGCCCUGCUGGGGCUGGGCUUGUGCUGGGCGGCGGCGGCCGCGGCUGCUGAGCGCCACACCGUCUUCUGGAACAGCUCCAACCUCCGGUUCCUGAGGAGCAACUACACAGUGGAGGUGCGCCUCAACGACUACCUGGACAUCAUCUGCCCACACUACGAGGAGGGGAGCGUGGACCCCCGUGCCAUGGAGCGCUACACGCUCUACCUGGUGGAGCCCGAGGAGUACCGGGCCUGCAAGCCCCGCUCCAAGGAGCAGAUCCGCUGGGAGUGCAACAAGCCCAGUGCCCUGCAUGGCCCUGAGAAGUUCUCAGAGAAGUUCCAGCGCUUCACCCCGUUCACGCUGGGCAAGGAGUUUAAGGAGGGGCACAGCUAUUACUACAUCUCCAAACCCAUUCACCACCACGGGGAAGCGUGCCUGAAGCUGAAGGUGAUGGUUGCUGGCAAAGGCACUCAGGCACCGCCUGUCCCUGCCUCUACGCAGAACGGGAGGAUCCAGGCAGAUGAUGCAGCUGCACACGUGCUGAGGAGUGUGGGGCAGAACUCGGCGAUGCGGGGCAGCAGCCCCUUCACUUUAAUCAGCCUCCUCCUGCCCCUCCUGGUGCCACAGGGGCUGUGAGCUGCCCCGCUGUGCCCGGACAGACCAAGGCUGUGGCCACUGGGGAUGGAGCUGGGAUGCUCAGGACCCCUGUGGUCCUCAUGCACCCUGGGGUGGCCUGCCCUGCGCACAUCUGGGCGAGGAAAGGAUUUGUCAGUAUUACAGGGCCGGGGGGCCCGAAGCCAAGCAGAGCAGCCAAAGCCCUCAGGCUGCCCCAGCUCCCCCGGCCCUCACACACAGGAUGGUCUCAGCAGGUGGAGGCUGAGCAUGAGCCUGGACUGGAGGGGCUGCGUGUGCCCCAGACUGGAGGGGAGCAGGGGGCUGGCACCCCUGCCCCUGGAGCUGAGCUUGCUCAUGGAUGGCCCUCGGGUCUCUUUUUGCUGUGGGCUCAGAUUGUGACAUGUCCCGCAGUUGGGGAUGCGGUGCUGGCCCUGGGGCCAGCGGGGUGCCACCGGUGCUGGCUGGGGCAGUGCUCUGGGGCUGUGGCCCCUCAGCGUCACCGGAUCCGGGAUUCUGGACAUCCUUGAGCUGCCUGAGAGCCAGCGUGGCAGAGCUCUAGGAAAAAUCCCCCCCUCCCCACCGUGCUGCACCCCUUCCCCAUCCUUCAUCCCAUCACACACGGGGGCAGUGAGAGCUGCCCCCACCACCCUGGACCUCCCCCUUCCCUUCCCCUCUGCCGGGUGCUGGAGGGGCACCCCUCUGGCAGCACCCUGUAUGGGGUGCUUUGCCUGCCCUGAUUUGUACAGCUUUCUAUCAUGGGAGUUUUUAUACGAUUGUCUUGAAUAAAUAACCAAGAUCACACUGA
Molecule: messenger RNA, 1466 nt
Organism: Tyto alba (common barn owl)
Lineage: Eukaryota; Metazoa; Chordata; Aves; Strigiformes; Tytonidae
Gene: EFNA1
Product: ephrin A1
Exons: 5
Coding region: 44-682 (212 amino acids)
Biological process (GO): ephrin receptor signaling pathway; axon guidance
Cellular component (GO): plasma membrane
Molecular function (GO): ephrin receptor binding
Source: RefSeq, a predicted model, not a curated record